Messenger RNA from Megalopta genalis, 6119 nucleotides. RefSeq lists its product as uncharacterized. Lineage: Eukaryota; Metazoa; Arthropoda; Insecta; Hymenoptera; Halictidae. The record is from RefSeq and is a predicted model, not a curated record.
AUCGUGGGCGAGAGAGUGGUGUAGUAUCGGACAUUAUUUUCGAGCUGUCUUAGGCGGGGAAACAUAGAGGUGAGGAUGCUUCGGCGGUUGCGGGUCGUUGGUUGCGCAAUGUCCGUGCGGGGGAACCGCGUGCUAUAGCUGUUGGACCGCGUCGGGCAAGUUAGCGGAUAGCGACGCGACGAUAGCCACGGUUCCUCACCGUCGUGGUCGUGGUCGUGGUUCGUGGUUCGUGGUCGUGGUCGUGGUACGUUCGGCGCGUGCGUGCAAGAGCUCGCCUCGGACUCUGCCUCCGCCGAAAUGUUGAUGCUAAAUAAAACUCCUAGCUGGUUGGGACGAUGCCAUGCGUUCUAAUUUUCACGAAGGAACGGCCGCUGGUGGACGCGGAGCCCCGGGGUCUGGCUUGUCUUCUGGUUUGAUAGUCCCUCGAGGCUCUCCAGGUUGGCCUGUGUCGUCUUGAACGGGCGACCACGGUGACGACAACGACGACGACGACAACGACGACGACGACGACCACGGUGAUACCGACGGCGAGGAGAGGGAAACGCGACCGAUUAUCAGAAAGUGAUCGUUGCUGGUGGCUGUUGGUCGCGGCGACCGCACACGCUACUGCCUCGAUCGCUCCGACCAGAAGUCGGUUCAGUGCUCGUCAGUGCUUGGCCAGCGGUUCUUCCAUGCGAACGCUCCGGUGACAUGGCUUCCGCCCUUCUGGGCAAGUGUAUCGGUUUGUUGGUGCCAGUCCUGUUGCUCUUGCUGGCCUAUAGCAGCUGCUAUGGAUUCCGAAUACGCGAGCAAUCGAGCCAAAUGGCCUCGAAUUCCGCGAUGGUCCAGGAGUCGUCGCAACAUCACCGGGCCACCUGCGUUUCGGGCUCGGGCUCGGACUCAGCCAUCUUUCCCAGGUGCCAAGACAGAACCUCGACAGCGUUCGCCGCCCGCAAAUGGCACGAGGCGGCCGCAUCGCGCAUCCUCGCGAGACGGAAACCACCUGUCGAGGUGACGUCGGUCGAAGAUGACGAGGAAGGGACGCCCGUUAGACACGAAAGAAUGGCACGGUCGCCGGUCGGGGUCGUUGAUCAUCGGGUCGCCGAGCGUGAGAACUCGGAGGACGACGACGACGAGGCCGUCGUCGAGGUCGUAGACAGCGAGGAGAUAAUCGUCGACUCAGUCGACCGCGAGCACGACACGGAAUCGGAAGGGAACGACGAAGAGGACGAUGACGAAGAUGGGGGACAGUCGGUGAGAAAGAAAUGGAAACCAAAUGUGUCGAGCAGAAGAGACAGGAGCACGGAAGAAUCGGGAUUCAGGAAUAAGGAAGCAAGACCGUUCAAGGAACUGAAGAAGUCGUACGAUGGCGACGAAGAUGAAGACGAUGGAAAGAGUAACGUUAGGCUGCCGAAGAGGCCGGGCGCGGAUCAAGCGGAAAACGAACAGGAAACAGAUGAAGAAUCUGAAAGCAAAGAGGCCGAUGAAGAAGAUGAGGAAACGGGAGAGGAAGAGGAAGAGGAAGUUGUCACUGCUCCACCGGCGAAGCUGGAGAAAGCCAGAUACGCGGACAAGGAUAAAGUCAAGUCCGUGGAAUCACCGUCGACGAUGAAGCCAAAAGUCGAAACUAGACCGCCAGCGGGGAAGAGGGAAGAACCGCGGAAGGUAGAAGCGAUCAAGAAGCAAGCGGACAUAUCGAAGAAGCCGACAGAGACCCCUGCGAAGUCGCUGGAGACUCCAAAGAAAGCCGAACCGAUAAAGGUAACGAAGCCCGAUGUCGAAUCCUUGAAGCCGAAAACUACCCCGAAACCGGAAAUCAAGGAGAAAGUUCCUGCGGAGGUUCCUACACCGAGGGAGAAGGCUCGGGAGGACGGGGGCAAGGAUCGGGUGCCGGUGAGACCGGAAGAAAAGCAGAAGCAGCCGGUGAAAGUGAAACCGAAAGCACAACCUCCGCAGCCUGCGAAGAAGAAAGUGGAAACUACUGUCAGUCCGAAAGUUGCUCCGCCUAAGCCUGCGAAGAUUAAACGACUCGACAAAGACGACCCGAUAGAGAAAACGAAAGUGCGCGCGGACGCUGCUUUCACGCUGCCGGAACUGAACGAUAUGCUGCUACGCGUACCGACCUUCGUGCCAAAUUUCACGGCCAUGGAGGAUUUCGAGUGUCAGCAGCACGGCAAGAUCUUCCUGAGGCAGCUGAGGGGUCGGAAACUGUGGGCACUGCAAAUGCUGGACUCGAGCGCGAAGAUCCCAUCGGGUUUGUUGCGGGGCAACGUGAACCAGCUCGGUGAUUUCGACGAGUGUAUGGGAGUAAUGGCGCACGUGAAGUUGAACAAUGCGACGAUAAAGGUGCAGGGGAAAUACUGUUUGGCGAAUAUCGACUUUUACGCCGAUGAUCCGGACAUGAGGCUUCCGACCAACCUGAUGCAUGGCCGUUCCACCUUCCGAGGAAGUAUGCGAGAUCCGGGUCAUUUCGUUCCGAGAGGCACUACGGCGAAUUGGGCACUGUGUAUACCAGCAGCCUGUUCGGUAGAGCAUGCUAAAAACAUAGUAGAACAAGCCCUGGAAUUCUACAAUUCUACCAUAGGAAUCAAAUUCAUAGUGCACGUGGACCCUAACAUGUGUUACGUGAAACAGAAAUCGGAAAGCUAUUCGAAAGAGACGAUCGGCGUUCUCUAUUUCUACGCCAUGAUCAUCUGUCUGGCGAUCGUAGCAACCGCGCGGGACUACUUAGUGGUGUCUGAAGGGAAAGGUAAGCGAAUAUUUACGUGUAAUGCUGCUGUUGACUCUGAUCUUAUCUUAUCUUCAGGAAGCUAUUCCGAAAGAAUAAUAAUGGCGUUUUCGUUGCGGAAAAACUUGAAGACGCUAUUAAAGAGAGGAACGAACAGUUUCGAUAUCAGUUGCAUCCACGGAUUGAGAGCAAUUGGCGCUCUCCUGAUUUACACCGCACACAAAUUCGUACCAUUAUUGACCAUGCCGUACGUUAAUCGACUCGAUGUUUCACAGGUUGUAACCAAACCGAUCAGCACGAUCGUGAGAACGUCGUUCAUUUAUACGGAAUGGUUUCUGCUAUUUAGCGGUGCGUUAACCGCUUACAAUAUGGCGAAUGAGUAUACAAAGCGCGGAGAAAUUCGCUGGUUCUGUCGCCUUGUCACCAGAUACAUCAGGCUGACGCCAGCUUUGCUAGCGGUGAUCUUCUUCUACGCCUUCGUGAUGGAACAUAUCGGAUCCGGGCCACUAUGGAACAUCACUGUAGUCCGCAAUGCUGAAAUCUGCAAGAGCAACGCGUGGACCAAUUUACUCUACAUACAGAACUUCUUGCCCAUGGAAGAAACCUGUGCGACACAUACACAUCAGCUUGCACUGGACAUGCAACUGUCGCUGUUGGCGCCGCUCUUGGUCUUCUUAUUGCAGUUCAAGACGAUCUUCGGCGUUCUUCUGAUAUUCUUUUUCGUGCUGCUGGCGGCUACUCUCCGUUACGUGGCGAUAUCGACCCACAGACUUACUCUCGUCUUCUUCCACGGCGUAAGCAUAAAGCAGCUCUACAGGACGGCUGAUCUGACUUACACGACGACGUUACACCGAGCAACGUCAUACGUGUUCGGCGUAGGUCUUGGUGUGCUGUUGCAUUAUACCAAGAGGGACAUUAGGAUACACAAGGUGUUAGUGGUCUUGGGAUGGUUAAUCUCGGCGGCCUUGAUGUCAUGGUCGAUACUUUCACCUUGGCAUUUAGCCAAGAUGGAUUACGUGUACGAUGCCGAAGAGGCCGCCAAUUACGGUGUGCUCAGUCCGAUUGCAUCUUCCAUCGCCCUAUGCUGGUCCAUAUAUGCCUGUCACACGAAUAAUGGAGGUAUAAUCAACAGAUUCCUGUCACAGCAGUGGCUACUUCUCAUUAGCAGGAUAUCGUACGCGUUCUACAUGACGCAGUUCGCAGUGUUUUUUAUCAAUGUGGGGAGCACGAGGUACGCGAGCGAGUUUAGCGUUUUUAAUGGGCUCGACUGCAAAGAGUUAGCAACAGUAGUGAUCGUCUCGGUUGUACUGACCCUGUUACUGGAUCUGCCGAUGCAAGAGUUCAAGAACGUGAUAAUGGAGUGCACGGACAUGCGAGCCAAGGUCUCCGUCGAGGAUCAACCGCCGGAAACUCAGGUGAAAGAAAAACCAAAGCAACAAGACGAAGAGGACGAGGUGGUUUCCACGAGUUGGGACUGGCUGAAGAACGGCACGAAACCGAGCAACGAGCCACUGCAGGAAAAAGAAAAAGAAUACAAAGAAACCUUGAAGAGAACACCGUUCCAGUCGGAAAACGAGUCUUUGGAAGCUAGCAGAAGGUACUCUACGAGAGACGACGGUUACAGGGAGCGGAGACGAAGCAAAAGUAGUCAGAGGGACUACCAGAACUCUGAACCGGAAGAGGAGGAGUUGCUGAGGUCGCAGCUCGAGCACAAAGAUGCUCUUUUGCAACGCAGAAGAUCGACGUCGAGGAGCCUCGACAGCAGGAUGCUGCAGGACAGCGACGAGGAUGAGCAAUACUUGUGGAGGCAGACACAGAGGGAGGAGCCUAGACACUAUAGCCGGUCCGAAUCCAGAAGGAGGUCGGCGAUCAGGGACCGCGAGGAUUAUCGUUCCUCGGAGUCGGCAAACCGCGACCGCUCGUCUUCCCGAGGUGCGGACGUUAAAAGGCACUCCGGCCGAUCGGAGGAUCUCGAUCCUGUUCAAAGACAAACAAGAUCCUUCUCAAGGUCCUCGGACGUUAGGCGGGCGUACUCCUCGGAGAGCGAGGAGGAGCUCUCGCAACGAAGAAAGCUGGAAAAGAGGCAGCUUCCAGCAGAACCGAGGCACAGCGACGAGGAGGACUGGGAGAAUGAGCUGAGGAUACGUAGAAAACAAUUCAUGGAGAGACUGGCCACGCAGGAACGCGAUUCCCUACUGGAAGACGAGGAUCUAGUCUCCUUGAGGAGGAGGUCCUCCGCGGAGGGCAGACUGGCUUUGCUGAAGGAUCCUUCGGCGGACGACAACAUGGACUCUUGGACAGUCAGCGUUGGUUCCAGAGUGGCACACCUGGGCUCUUCGCAGGAACGCAGUGAGGCUGAAGAGGACAGUGCCUACAGGAGACGGAGGGAGUACCGGGAACAAGCGCCUCCACCCAGGGACGACACCAUGAGCGAGGAAGAGGUUCUCUGGGAUGCCUCCAGGAGAUCCCACACCAGCAGCAGCCAAAUGACCUCCGUCGAAGAGGACGAGGAUGUAGCUACUUUUAACUUUGUGCUUACUAAGGAUAGCAAGAGGAUUUCUGUGCAGGAUCUGUCGAAGCUGUCGCAGGAGGAAGUAGAUCUGUCCGAGUCUGGUUGGAACAUCGUGGAUAAAUCGUCGGAGUUGCAGCCGAAAGGUCUCUACAAAAGGGAGUCUAUAAUAAAGAGCCAAGCCAGCGAGGAGGAUCCCGAGUAUCUUCUUCCGGAGAGGCCGAAGCUGGUACAGCAGGACAACGAGCAUCCUUUCAAGAAGGCUUGGCAGAUGCAGAAGUCGAGGUCCGAGGAGGACAGGCCGUACGCCGUAGGCGUCAAGGAGGUCAGAGAUCAAGCAAAGACGGACCCUAAGGGUCCAAAGGGCGACGACACGCCGAGCAUACAGAGAGAGCGCAGUGGAGAACAAAGCUCCGAAUACGAAGACGUUAGUUCGUACGGAGACGACGAGUCCGAAUCAGUCAGGUUGUCCAGAAGCAAAAGUACCGAUACCGAGGAGAAUAAGACUAGCUCGACGAAAUCGGAGGAGACUACAUCGACGGAGGGGAGGAGCAGGGAGAGUAGCAAAACUAAUUCGAGGUCAGAUAACGAAGAGGACUCCUCGAAGAUAAAUUGGUCAACCGAGGAGGAACAUUUUGGAGUUGAUAGAACGACGGCGAGGAGCAAAUCGGAGGAGACCAAUUGGGUCUGGGAGGAGGAAGAGACUUGAACGGGGAUCGGGGCGAAAUAAACAUAAUGAUCGUAUGAAAUUAUCGCAACGGGUGUUUCUCGCGCCGUUUCGGGCUCACGGUGAGGUGACAGAAAUUUAUGGGUACACCACUGGCCGGGGAUGCACCACGCCGAGCUGUCGGCGGUUGAUAUUUAUAUUAUGGGUUAAUAAAUUGGUAAAGGAUCGUUUUGAAA